AUGUUGGGCUGGUGCCAAGCGAUAGCUCGUAACCCUCACAGACUUCCAAACAGCACAAGAACACCCGAGGUCUCAGGUGAUGCUUCACAUAACUCUGCUUUGAAUGACAAAUCCCCAGGGCGUUCCACAAGUCGAUCAAGUAAUAUUUCAAAGGCAAGCAGUCCUACAACAGGAACAGCUCCCAGGAGUCAAUCUCGGUUGUCUGUCUGCCCCUCCACUCAGGACAUUUGUAGAUCUACUACCUUGCAUGAUUUGUCAGAAGAUGAGCUUGAACAUGCAACCUCUGUCAUGGUGCUGGCCCCUGCUAAUAGGGAGCCUGGUGGUAAGAAACUCAUAAAACGAAGGUUUAGGCGGAAAAGAGAGACUGGAGACAAUGGUGAGCACACAGAAAAGCAAGGAAAGGGGAGAAACUGUAAAUUGCAUCCUGAGCCUCCGAGAUCCAGCUGGAACGCAUCCGAUUCAUCAUCAUCUUCGGAUGAGAGUCAGUGGGCUCAGGCUAGGAGGAGAGCAAGAGAAAAGGCCAGAAUGGCCAGGAGAGGGAGAAGAAACAAUAGAUCAUGCAGCAACCAGGAUGGGUCCUCAAACAAUAAUGCUGUUGAACUUGUCACCUUGGGGACAAUGGGAAAACAGAAACAAGAGGUGUCUGACCCUGAGAAUCCUACUUUAAAUCACCGCCGAAGGAUUCUGAGGCUUAAGGAAUCUCAGUCUUCAGCAUCAUCUCAGGAAGCGAGGAUUUCCUCAAGAAAAUGUGGGAGAAGCAAAGAGAAAAGCUACCAGCGAGACCGGCAGCCUGCACCUUUCCUUAGACACACGAAGGAGUCCUUUGCAGAGGCAGGCUCUGGCAGCGAUGCUCUGGCAGCCCCAGACCAUGGAGCACCUGCUGGGGCAGGGCCCACUGUGCCUCAUGCUGCUCAGAAGCCUCCAGUGCUCUAUGAUGACUGGUCUGAUGAUUUAGAAGUAUGCAGGAUCUGUCACUGUGAGGGAGAUGAGGAGAGCCCCCUGAUCACGCCGUGUCGCUGCACGGGCACGCUGCGCUUCGUUCACCAGGCCUGCCUGCACCAGUGGAUCAAGAGCUCGGACACGCGCUGCUGCGAGCUCUGCAAGUACGACUUCAUCAUGGAGACCAAGCUCAAGCCGCUCCGCAAGUGGGAGAAAUUACAGAUGACAACAAGUGAGAGGAGAAAAAUUGUGUGUUCAGUCACAUUCCAUAUAAUUGCAAUUACCUGUGUUGUUUGGUCAUUGUAUGUUUUAAUUGACAGAACCGCUGAAGAAAUUAAACAAGGCAAUGAUAAUGGUGUCCUCGAAUGGCCGUUUUGGACAAAACUCGUUGUGGUGGCCAUUGGAUUCACAGGAGGCCUGGUCUUCAUGUAUGUGCAGUGUAAGGUCUAUGUCCAGCUGUGGCGGAGGUUGAAAGCCUACAACAGAGUGAUCUUUGUUCAGAACUGCCCAGACACCAUCAAAAAACUGGAGGAGAAAAGCUCUCCGUGCACUCAGCCCUCGGAGGUGAAGGACGCAGUGGUGGUGCCAGUAGCACAGACAGGUACAAACUCUCAGCCGGCGGCGGAGGAGGCGAUGUCGGAGGUGAUGCCAGUUUGACAUGGACAGCAUUGCUUCUUCUUUGCAGAGUAAAGCCGUAGUGUCUGCUACACUACAAAUGCUACAAGAAAGUAGAAAUGACUGUGCAUAUUUUCACUUAAAGAAGACCCCCAACCAAACGACAAAAAAAAUACCCCAUACAAACACCAAAACCGUACAAGGAAAAUGGAUCCAGCAAAGCAACUUGUUACUGUAUGGAGUGUGACCGUUCGUGAUGUAGUUUCGCAACUAGUCAGCAAAGUGUAGUGAAAGUGGAAGUGUAGAAAGUGCAAUAGAGAACAGGUUUAACAGACAAUGCCAAACCUA
Serinus canaria (Common canary) is the source of this 1902-nucleotide messenger RNA. RefSeq names its product membrane associated ring-CH-type finger 1 (gene MARCHF1). The record is from RefSeq and is a predicted model, not a curated record. Gene Ontology annotation, molecular function: zinc ion binding; ubiquitin protein ligase activity; MHC protein binding. Lineage: Eukaryota; Metazoa; Chordata; Aves; Passeriformes; Fringillidae. The coding region runs from base 1 to 1596 and encodes 531 amino acids. Gene Ontology annotation, cellular component: lysosome; late endosome membrane; early endosome membrane. The transcript is spliced from 7 exons. Gene Ontology annotation, biological process: protein polyubiquitination; antigen processing and presentation of peptide antigen via MHC class II; immune response.